GACAUGUUGAAAAAACCCCAAACGAACUAUGAAGAUGUGUUCAAUCUGCAACCAUCACACCAGAUUGCUUGCUGGUUCAUCAUCACAAACGAAUCCCUUCAUCAUCACCAAGUUCUCGAAAAUCCCAUUUUGCAGUCCAUACCCAUUACUAUCGUAUUCUGUAAACCUCAUCUCAAACAAAACCCUUUGGUGUACAGUAACCGCUAAAAGGGAAGCUCGAUCUCUUCUCAGUCCUUCCAUUGUUGAACCCGUUUCCGAAGAUGAACCUUAUGAAGAAUUUGUUGAUGACAACGAUGAGGAAUUUGAUGAGGAUGAUGCUAUCCAAGACGAAGAUGCAGACCCCAGAGCCGGCGAUGGAGGUGGAGGAGGUGGAGUUUCUUUGGCUGGGACUACAUGGGACAAAGAAGCGUUGACAAUUGCUGAACAAGUUUCUAUGUCUUUCGAUGGAGAGCUGGGAAUAUAUGCUUUCAAGACGUUACAGAAUUCUGCCAUUCGAGUGCGCAUUGAGAGGCUUUCAAACAAGUCGGGUUCUCCCACCAUGGAGGAUAUUGAAGCUUUCUCAAAAGCUUUCAGAGAACGACUAAAUGAGGCCGAGGCUGCUGGAUCCAUUCCUGAUGAUAUAUCACUUGAGGUGUCUUCACCAGGACUCGAGAGGGUAAUUAGGGUUCCACAAGACCUGGAUAGGUUCAAAGAUCGUCCAAUGUAUGUAAAGUACACAGUAAAGGUGGACGAUGCGACAUCCUCCGUUGAGCGUGACGGUAUUUUGAGGUUGGAAUCUUUCGAUUUGGAGACGGAGUGUUGUACGUGGGGUUUAGCCGAUGUUAGGGUUAAUCGAGAGAAGGCGGGGAAAGGAAGACCCCUUAACAAAAAGCAAAGGGAAUGGCCACUCGUCACUCAUUUUGACUCUUUGCUUUUGGUCAGGAUCUAUGCAGAUCUCUGAAUAUGUAUUUUCUUUUUCCUUUUUUUAAGGAUGUUAUAUGUAUCUAUACUAUCUUAUAAAACAUUUGG
Messenger RNA from Cynara cardunculus var. scolymus (artichoke), 1008 nucleotides. RefSeq lists its product as uncharacterized. The record is from RefSeq and is a predicted model, not a curated record. The coding region runs from base 29 to 940 and encodes 303 amino acids. The transcript has 5 exons. Gene Ontology annotation, biological process: ribosomal small subunit biogenesis. NCBI's taxonomy places the organism in Eukaryota, Viridiplantae, Streptophyta, Magnoliopsida, Asterales, Asteraceae.